CUCUUGCCAACCAUAUCACUCGCAUUUUACCAGACUACUAUAUUCACACCGACAUCAACUACGACUACACCACGCCUUUACCGAAAUUCAGACCCCUAUUCAAGCAUCAUUUCAUUAUAUCAGCUCUCAGAGACAUGACAGACUUACAUACCCGCCAGUUCUCCCACAUCGAAGGCACUUCCACCAAUCUCCUCGACCGCCUCGCCGUCUCUGAGCUCUGCAAAGGCUGGCCUGUCUACCGCGACGCAAGCGAAUGGGAAAACUACCGCUCUCUCUUCACCAAGGAUGCCUACGUCUGGACCACUUGGAGCGGCCCGCAGCCCAUCGACGACUUCAUCUGUAUAUCCAUUGCCGCCAAGUCAUCAGGGGCCUUCAUUAUGCACCGCGAAUGCGGCACGCUCGUCGAGCUGAACCCAGAUACGGGGUGCGCCGUGGGGAAGAUGAAGGCCACCAUUACCCAGCGCUUCAAGCACCCCGACGGCUACGAGUACGAUGUCGACUGCGACUGUCGGUUCCUCUUCUUCUACGAAAAGGCGGAGGAAGAACGAGGUGAUGGACAAAGGGAUUGGAAAGCUGCGUACGUCAAACUUGUCUACGAAAAAGACAAGAUUGUUGCCGUGGACGGGAUCAGGGCACCAGUCUUUGCGGACGAGGCGUUGGCCAAGUAUCCUACUGGAUACAAAUACCUCGGAGUUGCGCAGAGCACUUUGGGGUACGAGAUUGACAUCAAGCUUGCCAUGGGAGGGGAUUUGAGGGCUUGCAGCAAAAUGUACCAGAGUAUGGAGAGGUGGUUGGAGGGGGAAGAUGGUCCUGUUGGUCUUUUUGAGAUUUGAAGAACUCUCGACUUCAAGGUCCAAGGAGAAUACCAGUAUCGCUCAGACUUGGCUUGAGGCCUGCUACCGUGUCUUGAGCCGGUACCUUGACCUCUAGAGUUCAACCUCAAAGAGACCAUCAUGAACAGAUCCCAAGUAUGGACGAAAUAGCGUGUAAGAAAUAGCCGUUAUAGAGAACAUUCACAUGCUAUUACACAUCAUUCAAC
Molecule: messenger RNA, 1039 nt
Organism: Colletotrichum acutatum
Lineage: Eukaryota; Fungi; Ascomycota; Sordariomycetes; Glomerellales; Glomerellaceae
Product: catabolic 3-dehydroquinase
Exons: 2
Coding region: 135-833 (232 amino acids)
Source: RefSeq, a predicted model, not a curated record